Molecule: messenger RNA, 1276 nt
Organism: Microbotryum saponariae
Lineage: Eukaryota; Fungi; Basidiomycota; Microbotryomycetes; Microbotryales; Microbotryaceae
Source: the annotation of a GenBank genome assembly
AUGAAGGUCGUCGCUCGCGUUCAGUACCUGCUCCUUCUCGGAGCUCUCGGUCUCGCUUCGGCGACAAUGAAGGAGGGUGAAGAGGGAUUGCUUAAGAAGCGCUGCUUGGUACGUCUGAUCAUUCUUCAUCCUGUUCCAAUGUUUCUGAGCAGCCAUCACUGACCCUGUCUUUGUCGUGCAUAGCUCCUCCCCGGCGGCAUCCUCGGCCUCGGCGCCGGCGGUCUCGUCAGUGACGUCCUCAACACCGCCGGCAGUGUCCUUGGAACCAUUGGGUCCUUGGGUAGCGGCGCAACCUUGAAUGGUGGUCUUAACGUCGGGGCUAGGUGCCCGGUGACUUUCAACUGUGAUGGUCAGUCUUCCAACAUCUGAGAUUCAUUGGCUAGGAUACUGAUGUGCUUUGAUUGUCGGUAAAAAAGGUUCGGGCAACGACGGUUACGACUACGACGUCAAUGGCAAUGGCUGCCCUUCUUACUUCCCCUCGUCCGGAUGGAAGUAUUACGGAGUGUAAGUCUCCCUCUUUAAACCCUCCCGACUCCAAAUCAACAUGACUCACCUUCGCUUCGUUCUCAAACAUCAUAGCAACCACGGCUGGCAACCCUGCCCUUCUUACACCGCCCCUCCUUCCUGGACUCCUCCUCCACAAUGGCAAAGGACCAAGUGCACGUGGUGGAAGGGAUCCAGUGGAGGUUCAAGUUCUUCCGGCUCGUACCCUUCUUCCGGCUCGUACCCUUCUUCCGGCUCGCCACCCUCUGGCCCUCCCCCGGGCCCCCCCUCCGACUCGGGAAGCUGGGAACAACCCGGACAACCCGGACAGCCCGGAAAACCCGGAAAGCCCGGUCAACCCGGUCAACCUGAGCAAUCGGGAGGUUCGCCGGGGGGUGCUCAUGGGCAUCAUAAGCACAAGAACGGCGGUGGAGGUGGAGGAGGAAGUGGUGGUGGUGGUGGUGCCGGUCAGUCACUAAUUUUGAUGGCUUUCUAAAGUGGGAAGCUUACUGACAUGGUGCUUGUGAACCCCGUUCUUGUAGGAGGCGCUGGUGGCGCUGGCGGAGGAGGAGGAGGAGGCGGCGGCGGCGGCGGAGGUGGAGGUGGUGGUGAGUCAGCCUGCAUUUACCCCUUUUCGGACAACGAAACGAACUGAACUUUCUUUCUGCCCCUUCUUUUAGGAGGUGGAGGCGGAGGUAGCGGCUCUUACGACGACUGCGAGGAGUGCAAGAAGGAAUGCUCCAAGCGCUUCGCCAAGCACCGAAGGUCGCAACGCCUCCAGGCCGACCAUUGA